AUGGGAGCGAGCUCAUUAGCCGACCCCCCACUCGGAGCCUGGGACGCCGAGUCGGGGCCCAAGCGGAUUGCGCAGCUCCAGGACCAGCUCUGCUCGCUUAGGACAGAAUGGGAGUUGCAGGCCAGACGUUCCAGACAGCUGUUGGCAGCGUUCCAGCUGAAGCUGGAGGAGAAGGAGAUGGAGCUGCGGACGGCGCGGCUGGUUGUGGACCGGCAGAUGCGGGACGUCACCACGAACCUGCUGCAGGUGGAGGCCAAUUUGCGGCGGGAGAAGCGCCUGGUGCUCGAGCUGCUGGCCGAACGAGACCAGCUCAUCAGGGACCAACGGUUCGAAAUGGGCCGCCUGAAAGCGCUCAACAAGCAGCUGAUGCAAGAGAAACUAAACGGAUCCUCGUCAACCACUUCGCCAUCAUCAUCAUCAUCAUCAACAACAAUAAUGUCCAAUGGCUCAUCGAGUCCUUCGGAAAUUGCGGAAUCAGUCAUUUCCCGUGAUUCCACGAACUUGAAUGCCGCGGCGCCGCAUGCAACUCCGACCAAGGCCGCCACUAAUGGCGGCAUUCAGGCCAAUGGCUGCAAACGGUGGCGCAGUGACUCCGACGUCCUCACGCCCAACAUGAAGGUGGUUCGUGUUGGGUCCGCUGUGUCCUUUCUGCUCAACAAGAGCGAGUGUUCCGAGAGCCACUCCAGCACUGAGGACUUGAGUUGGCAAAAGGGUAAACAAAGGUCUUGGCAGCUUCCAAGUUCUCAAGCCAAUUCCUCAUCAUCGUGUUCAAUAGUGAACACCAUCAGUCACGUCUUGGACUCGACGUUCUCAUCAUCAUCAUCAUCACCAGCAGCUGUGUCCAACAACAUCAGCAGUCCGCCAAAUACCUCAUCAUCAUCAUCAACACCAACAUCAUCAUCAGUAGCAGCAGGAGAUGGACGAGGGUCUGAUCCCAACAGCAACGAAGACUCCAAUCGACUUCUCUCGUCAUCGUCGUCGUCGUCGUGUUUGCACGCUGACUUGAUGUCUCCUGAUGCUGCCCUGCUCGACGACUCGUUGGACCAGUCCGACAGCGGGUUCUUCAGCUCUUCCGGCCAGAGGACCCCGGAAGCCGGGGUUCCCACGCCACCUCUGCCGGCGAGGAGUCAUCAUCAUCAUCAUCAUCAUCAUCCUCAGAAUAACAAGCCGCCGUGGAUCCCGCCCAAGCCCGAUCACCUGGUGACCAAGUUGAAAGGGAUCAAGGCUGGGAAAGAAGCCAAGGUGGCGUCAUCUGUCGUCAGUAAGGGGAAGCUCGGUGGGAUCUUGAAGAAAACCAGUGUCAGCGAACCCAACCUUUUGUCGUCACGGAACCUUGUGAUGAAGGAAGCAGUACCAAAGAGACCCAGCAAGACGAGAUUGACUCUGUCCACUUCUAGUGGAAAUUUGACAGAGGGGAUUGUGCAGGCUAAUUUUGAAGAAUUCCACUUGGACUUUCCACCGGCUGCCUCACCAUCCUCAACAUCUUCUUCUGGUUCAGACUACCAUUCAACUACCUCAGCGCUUUUGGCAGUUUCUUUUCAUGCGCACAUGUCCGGGGGAACACGAGCCAAUGCCCGCUUCCCAGACACGGGGGCGUCUGCUUCGAUCGAAGCAGCUCUAAAAACUAAUCUCACGCUGCGUAAGGCGUAA
Molecule: messenger RNA, 1650 nt
Organism: Notodromas monacha
Lineage: Eukaryota; Metazoa; Arthropoda; Ostracoda; Podocopida; Cyprididae
Source: the annotation of a GenBank genome assembly